Molecule: messenger RNA, 996 nt
Organism: Chondrus crispus (carragheen)
Lineage: Eukaryota; Rhodophyta; Florideophyceae; Gigartinales; Gigartinaceae
Exons: 1
Coding region: 1-996 (331 amino acids)
Biological process (GO): regulation of transcription by RNA polymerase II
Source: RefSeq, a predicted model, not a curated record
AUGUCCGUUGUCCGGGCCGCCUUCGACCUAGGUUCCUCCCACCAUAAGCUCGUCGUCGCCCUGACUUCGCCAAACGCCGCCCCAACCAUCCUGUUGUCCACCUCCAUCCGCGUCGCCUUAGCCGAUGCCCUCUCCGACACGCGCCAUCUCCCCCCCGCUGCCCUGCGCGCCUCACGCCUCGCCUUCCACCGUCUGCACGCCUUAGCCCUUACCUAUCGCCCUAGCGCCUGCACUGCCGUCGCCACCGCCGUCUUCCGUACUGCCCGCAACGGCCAUCUGUAUCUCACCUCGCUUCCGCUUCCUGUCCACAUCCUUGACCCCGAGACCGAAGGCGCCCUCGCCUUCGCGUCGGCCAUGCUUGCUUAUUCGCCCUGCGCGUUCCGACAUGAUGUCGUCGUGUGGGAUUCGGGCGGUGCCAGCACCCAGUGGGCGAUGCAGGGGGACGCCGCAUUUCAUGUCAGGGCAAUUGCGCUGGGGAGCAGCUCGGUUCGUGCUGUGUAUCGACGAGACAGGUCUGUUUGCGUUUUGAAGGAGUACAUUGCACGUCUUGCGGGUUCGCCGGGAGAGGUUCUUGCUUCGCGUCUGGAGAGGGGGGCUGUCGUCUUGGGGAUAGGGAGUGAUGCCAGUAUGUUUGCACUAGCAGCGAGUAGAAAGGGUGGUGUGUUUUCGCAGGCCGACGUCUGGCAGGCCGUCGACGAAAUCCAGAGUCGAGGAGAGGAGAUGGAAGAAAUCACUGUCCUUCCAAAGCUCGUUCUUUUGGCAGAGCUUAUGGUUCGCUACCGCAUUCCGAGGGUGCGCUAUGUUAAGGGCAAUGGAAGCUGCGUUGGCCUCUUGGCGAGCGCGGAGGAAAGGUUUUGGGGCAAGUGGAGUCAAGACUUGGGUAGCGCUCACACCAGCGAAGCGCCUCUUAUCAAGCCUGAUGUAAACUCUUCGCUCCUUCAUGCUAGGCCGCGAUAUUCAUCAGAACUAAGCGCCGUUUCAACAUUUCAAACGUGA